This is a messenger RNA of Lycium ferocissimum, 1324 nucleotides long. RefSeq names its product chaperone protein dnaJ C76, chloroplastic. Bases 110 to 928 code for a protein of 272 amino acids. The transcript has 7 exons. The record is from RefSeq and is a predicted model, not a curated record. Lineage: Eukaryota; Viridiplantae; Streptophyta; Magnoliopsida; Solanales; Solanaceae.
UCACAGGCAAAGAAGGACCACUUGAAUGGCUACAAUGUUGAGACAAAUAUCUUACUUUUAGCCUUCUUUUUUCUUCUUCUUUUGUCUUCCUCAAUGAUGGGGAAAAAAAAUGGAAUGCUCAUCUCUGUACAACAAAAAUUCUGUAAUAGGAACUUCAGCUUUCUCCUCAAGAACUCCUGAGAAUAUUAACUGUCACACUUUUCCAUCAACCUGUUCUUUUCCUUUAACUUCUAAAAACCCCUUUGCUACCCUUUCUUCUUCUACAACUACAGCAAAGUGUUAUGGUCAGAAUUAUGGGGAUGAAGAACCCCUUUCUGCUUUUUUGGCAUAUGAUGUUCUUGGUGUUGCUCCUAAUUGCUCUGCAGAUGAGCUGAAAUCUGCUUUCAGGAAUAAGGUUAAGAAGUUUCAUCCUGAUGUAAGGAGAGAUGGGGAUAGUUCAGAUAAGAUGAUUCGCCGAGUCAUUCAAGCCUAUGAGAUGUUGUCCAACUUCACGAAGUCAGAGAUCAUCGAAAGGGAAUGCUUAGAUCCAUUUGAUCAGCCAGAAUGUGAGGCAUUCGAUCUCUUUGUUAAUGAGACUGUUUGUAUUGGAAAAGGUUGUCCAUUUUCAUGCGUUAAGAAAGCACCUCAUGCAUUCACUUUUUCCUCGUUAAUGGGAACUGCACGAGCAACUUCUCAAGGCCAUGGUGAAGAUUAUCAAGUCCAGCUUGCAGUUGGUCAAUGCCCCAGGAGUUGCAUACAUUAUGUUACACCUUCUCAAAGAAUAAUACUUGAAGAGCUACUUGGCAGCAUCAUGAGCAAACCUUAUGAUACAUCAGCAGAAGAAGACUUGCUUUAUUCGCUAAUCAUAAAAGCCCGUUUUGAGAACAAUCGCUACCAGAAGCCCAAGAAGCAACCUAAGGCCUCAACCAAACGCGUAGACUGGUUCUAAAUCUUGAAAGUCCUCCUAGGAAAGGAGAAACUUGGAAGUUGAACAGAUACUACCACUUCAAAGGCUAUGUUAUGCUAAGUUAUGACAUGGAUGACAGGGAAAAUAUUUUUCAAUUGUAUACUGUCAACCUUAUGCUGUGUUACCAAAGUCCUUAAAAAUAGUCUGCAUCUGCAGCAUAUGAGAUGUUGUGGUUAUGCGCCACCAAGUGUCAGGAAGAGCAGCUGCAACUGACUGUCUGAAUAUUGGGUGAUAUGAGAUUUGAUAUAAAUAUGGAAAAUUACUGAUUGAGUUAGGAAAGUUCAUCUGUUACAUAUUUUUCUUUUUACAUAUCAGUAUAUUUUCAACUGUUGUAACUUGCCUUAUGUUCUUGUUUACAUAUCUCACUUUUUAUGGACA